UCGAGACUGGAUUGACCUGCAAUCAUUGAAAUAAACGCCUCCAGCUGAUAAUCCAUCAAUUGAGUCGUGAGGAACUUGAUCUCGAGGAUGUCGACGAGAGCGAGUAGCAGGUCUGACAAGAAGAGUGACAAAUCCCCGAGGAUGGUCCCCCAGGUCGACAAAAAGAAGCGAAAACGCAAGAGGAAGGAGACGUACUCCACUUACAUCUACAAGGUCCUGAGACAGGUGCAACCGGACAUCGGUGUGUCAACCAAGGCGAUGAGUAUCAUGAAUAGUUUCGUCAAUGAUAUUUUCGAGAGGAUUGCCUCUGAAGCCGCUCGCCUCGUCAAAUACAAUAAACGUCGCACCAUCGGAUCCUCGGAGAUCCAAACAGCUGUUCGUCUUCUGUUACCUGGAGAACUUUCCAAACAUGCAAUUAGCGAGGCAACAAAAGCCGUCUCCAAGUACUCGCUGUCCAAGUAACUCCUGGAGUCAACUAUCGACUGUUUAUUCUUCAACCGACCAAUAAUUAUUCCCAAAUCAAAUGAUGAAAUUCUAUAAAUCAUUGGAGAUUUUUCUCGACAAUAAAAACAA
This is a messenger RNA of Fopius arisanus, 573 nucleotides long. RefSeq names its product late histone H2B.L4-like. The transcript has a single exon. The record is from RefSeq and is a predicted model, not a curated record. Gene Ontology annotation, molecular function: protein heterodimerization activity; DNA binding; structural constituent of chromatin. Gene Ontology annotation, cellular component: nucleosome. Bases 88 to 462 code for a protein of 124 amino acids. Lineage: Eukaryota; Metazoa; Arthropoda; Insecta; Hymenoptera; Braconidae.